GAGUUCAAUUCAAUUCUGUCUAUCGCUACAAUUCGGUAAGACCCGUCACAAGACGCGGGGUAAGCUUUGUCGACGGAACUCCCGGCCAUGGAGAGUCGCGUUAUUGGAGAGUUCCGUGUAAAGUUUUCAGCUGUGGUGCAUCGGGUCACAUCCCACCAACAGAAGUAUUUGUGCCUGCAUCGGCUGACCAUCCCACGGCGACGCCAUCCCGGCGAGCUCACUUUAUUGCGGCGGUUCCGUUGCCAUGGGAUUGGCCGUCUUCAGUCUCACUGCGAACCGGCUAUGCGGGUGAUGUAGUACGACAGGCAAGAUAUUUAUUGGGGACGAGCUUGGGGCGCUAUGCGAUUCAGUGAGAAUUAAAGUAUUUGCGCUUGGGCCACGCAUCGGUGUCUGUUAGCUUGGCAGAGCGUGCUCAAGACAUGGGGAAAACCUCAUUGACCAAACCCAAUCAAUUGGUAAUGGAUGUCGUUGAAAAAUUGAACUUGGGUUGUACUGGCCUGGAUGCAAUGGCAUGCUCUUCCAAGGAUAAUUCAUUGCAAUCUCAACAAGGCGGAAAAACUGCCAUUGUCGGGGACCAACAGGGCUGACUCAGGCUUGGCGACGUG
Messenger RNA from Ilyonectria robusta, 605 nucleotides. RefSeq lists its product as uncharacterized. The annotation marks the transcript as partial. The transcript has a single exon. Lineage: Eukaryota; Fungi; Ascomycota; Sordariomycetes; Hypocreales; Nectriaceae. The record is from RefSeq and is a predicted model, not a curated record.